This is a messenger RNA of Cydia fagiglandana, 5405 nucleotides long. RefSeq names its product phospholipid-transporting ATPase ABCA3-like. The transcript is spliced from 32 exons. Lineage: Eukaryota; Metazoa; Arthropoda; Insecta; Lepidoptera; Tortricidae. Gene Ontology annotation, biological process: lipid transport; transmembrane transport. Gene Ontology annotation, molecular function: ATP binding; ABC-type transporter activity; ATP hydrolysis activity. The record is from RefSeq and is a predicted model, not a curated record. Bases 139 to 5376 code for a protein of 1745 amino acids. Gene Ontology annotation, cellular component: membrane; intracellular membrane-bounded organelle.
UGGGGAGAAAAAAAUUACCUCAUCUCUUUAUUUGGGCGAAAAUCACUUCACAUAAAGAGGGCUCCUGAAGCGGCGCGGCUGCGCCUUGAUUCGUUCAUAAUCCGACUGUUAUCGUUUGCUGAUGUUACCUAGUGAGCAAUGAAGGGACGGGACAAACCGCGCGUCACCGGCGCCGGUACAAAGUUCCGACUGCUGAUGUGGAAGAACUUCCUGCAGCAGUGGCGGCACCGCGUCCAGACCUGCGUGGAGGUCCUACUGCCCGUGUUGACACUGGCGCUGGUACUCAUCCUGCGCGCGGAGAUCGAACCCACGGUAGAAAACGUUAUGACCUACCCGGCGUUACCUGCGCACACAUUGAAUUAUUCGUUUAACGUUCUCGCAGGCAUGAAUUUCAGUCAGUUGUCCAUCGCAUACUCGCCUGAGAGCCCUGUACUCGAAAGAGUAAUGAGAAGGGCGACUGGUAAAUUAAUAACUCGAAACCUACAAGGCCUGAUACAGAUGAUACUAGAUCAAUACCCGGACUAUGCUGACAUGAUACCUCCCGAUCUAGAAUUACCGGAUUUAUCAGAAAUUCCUAUAAAUGGAACACUUAUUACUGAGAUUAUUGAUAGAAUCGUCGGUUUAAGAGUGCAUGCUUAUAAUAGCAGCGAGAGUUUGAGAAGCCUGUAUUCUUCAGAAGAAGUAACAAGGCAUGUUAUAGCAGGGGUCGAGUUCGAUGAUGAGCUUACUGGCGCCACCCAGCUCAGCAGUAACUUGCGAUAUUCCCUGAGAUUCCCGGAAAGACCGAGGCAGUUUGCAUUUUACUCGCGAGGGUCACAAUCGUGGCAGACCGACUUGACGUUUCCAGCUUUUCAAAUUCCCGGCCCGAGGAACCCGUAUUCUUGGGAAGGUGGCAAUGCUCCAGGAUACGUAAACGAAAUGUUCAUAGCGAUUCAGCAUUUAAUAUCGAUGGAGCUUGUAGCUGAAGUAACUGAACAAGACUAUUCCAACUUCAGCGUGGCUAUCCAGAGAUAUCCCCACCCUCCUUACGUGCUGGAUCUGGCCGUGGAAGCCUUGCAGUUCCUGAUGCCGAUGUUCAUAAUGAUCAGCUUUAGCUACACCGCUGUAAACAUCGUUCGGGCCGUUACAGUUGAAAAAGAACUGCAACUUAAGGAAACGAUGAAGAUUAUGGGGCUUCCUACUUGGUUACACUGGACAGCGUGGUUUUUUAAACAAUUUAUUUUUCUCCUGAUCAUAGCGAUUCUAGUUGUGAUUCUAGUUAAGAUAAACUGGUUUACGAACGAAGAGGGUUUUAGCGAUUAUGCUGUGUUUACCAACACGCCAUGGUCAGUGCUUCUCUUCUUCUUACUAAUGUACUUUGCCUGCACGAUAUUCUUUUGUUUUAUGGUCAGCGGUUUCUUCUCUAAAGGUAGCACAGCAGCCUUAUUCACUGGAGUGAUCUGGUUCCUGACGUACAUACCGGCUUUUGUGCUGCUGAUGGAUGUCCAGGUCUCGUCGGCCGUGCAAGCGCUCUUCUGCCUCAGCAUCAACACCGCCAUGGCGUUUGGAUUCCAGCUUAUACUUGCUAAAGAGAAUGCUGGAGGUAUGCAAUGGGGCCAAUUCUGGGAAGUGACCGAUCUGGAUUCAAAUCGUUUCAUGUUCGGAACCGUGGUGGUAAUGCUGGCCAUCGACUGCGUGCUGUACAUGCUGAUUGCCCUCUACUUGGAGCAGGUGCUGCCCGGGCCACACUCGGCUCCUAAGCCCUGGUAUUUUCUGUUCCAGAAAAACUUUUGGAUGCCAAAUAGAAAAAUUACGGCAGUUGACGGUUCAGUCGAUUAUAACGAUAGUCCAAACAUUAUAAUGGAAAAGGUUUGCGACGAGCACACCAUCGGAGUCAAAAUGACGAAUUUAACGAAAGUUUACGGGAAGAACGUGGCUGUAAAUAAUUUGUGUCUGGACAUAUAUGAUGGACAAAUCACAGUUUUACUUGGACACAAUGGCGCCGGAAAAUCCACUACUAUUUCUAUGCUAACGGGCAACACAGAAGUAACAAGCGGAUCAGUGUGGGUGGCGGGCUACGACAUCUCCCAGCAAACAGAGGCAGCCCGCGCCAACCUCGGCUUCUGUCCCCAGCAUAACGUACUGUUCAACGAACUGACGGUCAGGGAACACCUAGAAUUCUUCGGCAGAUUGAAGGGUUUCACGGGCCAAGACCUCCUGGAGGAUAUCGAUACGUUGAUUUCAAAGUUAGAGUUGGAUGAGAAGCGUGAUUACCAGUCGGCUGGACUCUCCGGAGGACAGAAGCGGAGACUAUCGGUUGGUAUAGCCCUCAGUGGAGCCCCACGGGUGGUGCUGCUCGAUGAACCCACCUCCGGCAUGGACCCAGCGUCUCGGCGUGCCCUCUGGGAUCUACUACAAAAGGAGAAAAUGGGGCGGUCCAUGAUCCUCACGACUCAUUUUAUGGACGAAGCCGACAUACUUGGAGAUAGAGUCGCUAUAAUGUCGAGCGGGCGUCUACAAUGCGUUGGCUCGCCAUACUUCCUCAAAAGUCACUAUGGAGUGGGCUACACGCUGGUGGUUGUCAAAAGAGAAGGCUUCCAACUUGAAUCUUGUACGGAGAUCAUCGGGCGACAUAUACCGGGAAUAACCAUUAAGGAAGAUAGAGGGACCGAAGUGACAUACGCUUUAACUAACGACCAGUCGCAUUUCUUUGAAGCAAUGCUCAACGAUUUGGAAGCGAACGUCGAUACGGUUAAAUUUAAAAACUAUGGUCUCACAGCUACUACCCUCGAAGAUGUUUUUAUGUCAGUCGGCUCGGAUGUGGCUCCCACCGCUUUUGACGAUGUGGAAACUAAUACGUCUGGAUUAACUGACGAUCUUAUAGCGGACAUGGAUAUAUUAUCAAUGGAUCAAAUGGACAAACAACAGGACAUGCUAAGUGGGUGUCGGCUCUGGGUGCAGCACGUCUGGGCCGUCUGGUAUAAGCUGUGGCUGGUGUGGUCGCGUUCGUGGAUGCUGCUACUGAUGCAGGUGCUAGUGCCAUUGCUCAUGAUCAACAUGACGCUUGGGAUUCUCCAGUGGGUCAUGUCGGUGCAGCCAACGGUAAUACAAAGGGCGCUGACGCUUGCACAAGGCUUCGUAGAAACUGAAACGGUACUCUCUUACAAUGGCACUUCGCAAAACUCGAUUGGUGCACUCGCCAAGGCCGCGUACGAGUACAUGUUCAGUUCGAGUGAUAUUGAAACUAUGAAGAUUACAGUCGUGGAGAAUGAGGCCGUCGAUGACUACUACUUGUAUAGGACUAAUGAGCCCUCGCAAAUGGCGUUUCUCCGAAGCCGAAUGCUGAUAGGAGCGACGUUCGACGAAGACUCAGCCACGGCUUGGUUCAGUAAUUUCGGGUACCACGAUGUGGCAAUCUCGCUGAGUGCCGUGCACCAGGCUCUGCUCAAGGCCUGGGACCCCAACGCCACUCUCAGUGUGUUCAACUACCCGCUUGAAGUUAAUUAUGUGGAUCAGAGCAACAUGCAAUCCUACGUUGCAUAUCUUUCCAUGCAACUUUCAUCGGGCAUAGCAAGCAGUCUUGCCAUCGUGAGCGCAGUUUUCGUUAUGUUCUAUAUCAAGGAACGCAUUCUUCGAGCUAAGCUCCUUCAAAAGGCCGCUGGCAUCCAGCCGGUCGUCAUGUGGGGCAGCGCCGCGGUGUUCGACUGGGCCUGGUUCUGCAUCAUCUCUGUGACAAUCGUCGUUUCGUGUGUAGCCUUCCAGGUUAUUGGUCUCAGCACGGUUUCAGAAUUAGGUCGGAUGUACCUAGUUCUCAUGGUGUACGGCGCCGCCAUGCUACCGCUGCACUAUCUAAUGUCGUUCCUGUUCAGCGGGCCGGCGAUGGGUUUCGUCGCCGUGUUCUUCAUUAACGUUCUAUUGGGUCAAAUGGGUCCGCAGAUCGUGGAAGCACUGCUCUCUCCGCAGCUGGACACGGAGCACGUGGCGGUGAUCCUCGACUACGUACUGCAGAUAUUCCCGCUCUACAGUCUCGUCAGAUCCGUCUCAUUUCUAAGCCACGUAGGCUUGACGGAAUGGUCGUGCUUGCAAGCGUGUGAUUACCUAUCGGCCGUCUUGCCUAUCGGCGAGUGCUCCAUGCAGACCAUGUGCGAUUAUAACUACACUGCUUGCUGCGUACGCGACGACCCGUUUUUCGAGUGGGAAGAGCCCGGCAUUCUGCGCUACCUGACUUGCAUGUUGGUCUCCGGCGUGGUCUUCUGGACCGUGCUCAUGUUUAUUGAGUACGAUGUAUACCACAAGAUCUUUAACUGGACGAAAACCCCACCGCCUCUCGACGAAAGCUCCAUAGACCCCGACGUUGUUGCCGAGAUGAAACACGUCGAGCAAAUCAGCAAGUGUAACUUAGCACAGCAGAGCCUCGUGGCGAAGGGCCUAUCGAAAUACUACGGGAAGCAUCUGGCUGUCAAUCAGGUUUCGUUCACGGUGGCAGAUGGGGAAGUAUUUGGUCUCCUGGGGGUGAACGGCGCUGGCAAGACCACUACCUUCAAAAUGCUGAUGGGCGACGAAACUAUUUCCAGUGGAGACGCCUUCGUCAGUGGCUACUCUGUAAAAACAGAUAUCAAUUCUGUACAUGAGAAUAUUGGGUACUGCCCGCAGUUCGACGCCGUUUUCGGCGAGCUGACGGGCCGGGAGACCCUGCGACUGUUCACCAUGCUCCGCGGGCUGCCGACCCAGUACGCCUCGAUGCGCGCAGACCUGCUCGCGGACUCGCUUGGCUUCACCAAACACCUGGAUAAGAGGGUGGAGCAAUACUCGGGAGGCAAUAAGCGGAAGCUUAGCACGGCUAUAGCGUUGCUUGGAUUCACACGGCUUGUAUUCGUCGACGAGCCUACGACGGGAGUGGACCCUGCAGCUAAGCGACAGGUAUGGCGCGCCAUUCGCGGCGCGCGGCGCGCGGGGCGCGGCGUGGUGCUGACGUCACACAGCAUGGAGGAGUGCGAGGCGCUCUGCUCGCGGCUCACCAUCAUGGUCAACGGCAACUUCCAGUGUCUCGGCACGCCGCAGCAUUUGAAGAACAAGUUCUCUGAAGGAUUCACAUUAACGAUAAAAAUGAAAUUGGACGAGGAAAGUACGGAUUCGAUAGCUGGCGCGCGCGGUAUUGCUGCCGUAAAACGUUACGUAGAGACCAAUUUCACCACUCCCAAGCUAAUGGAAGAGUACCAGGGCCUACUAACUUACUACCUGCCAGACAGAAGCGUUGCCUGGUCCAAAAUGUUCGGCACAAUGGAACGUUGCCGGCGAGACCACGACGUGGAGGACUACACCAUCUCACAAACCACGUUGGAACAAAUAUUCCUGCAGUUCACAAAGUACCAGAGAGAAAUGUCAGAUAGGUUAUAGUAUUAAGUUGGCAACACAGACAAAACAUC